Podarcis raffonei (Aeolian wall lizard) is the source of this 2641-nucleotide messenger RNA. RefSeq lists its product as uncharacterized. Bases 321 to 1940 code for a protein of 539 amino acids. The transcript is spliced from 7 exons. The record is from RefSeq and is a predicted model, not a curated record. NCBI's taxonomy places the organism in Eukaryota, Metazoa, Chordata, Lepidosauria, Squamata, Lacertidae. Gene Ontology annotation, molecular function: DNA binding.
GCGUCACUAGUCUAUCUGCUGAAAAGUCUAUAGGGAAGGCGAGAAGGCGCCUCCUCUCGGCAGCCAAUGGGAAGGCGGCGGAAGGCGGCCCAAUGAGGAGGCAGAAGGAAAGAGCUCCGCGGCCAGUAGGAGAAGGGCAGGAGGAGGCGCGGAGAGCCGAGCGUGACGUCCGGGGGACGCUGCGCCAAGCUUGUAAACAGACCCUAUGGAGGUGCUGUUAAAGUUUCUGAUGCAGGUGCUGGCCUCUUCAAAGAUGGGGACUAAUAGCUGAAGGUGUCACAGACCCAACAAUCUCCUAAUCCUAGGCUGUGCAGCAACGUAUGGAUGAUAAUCUUCAGGAGGAAGCAGGAAUGAAAGGCAACACUCUGGAGAGUUCCACUUUUCAUCAGCCCCACAAGUUGACCUCUCAGCGACGAGUGGCUGAAGAAUGUGUCAGCACCCAACUACUAAGGAGCGCUGGAAAAGCCUGCUCUCCCCUAACAUGCUCAUUCAAAGAAGCCAAAAACCGGAAAAAAGCCAAGCUUGCUGAUAGAAGACACAUGAGUCCAAGCCUUGCCCCUCCAGUCCCUCCAGUGCUGGAACUACAGGGGAUGUCUUACGGACAAGUCUUCCAGAAUUUGGAUCUCCAUAGCCAGUGUCCUUUCAGUAUGCCACAGUGCAGGAGGACUCCAGAAAAUCCUGAGGCUGCCCAUGCAGCCCCUUACAUGUCAAUAUCUGCCCAUGCCAGACCAGGAGUGGAUUUGUCACAACCCCCGUCACUGAGUCACCAGCUGAUGGGUUGCUGUCAUCAAAACGCUCAUGAAUGCACGCCUGUCACGGACAACAGCAGAGUGACGAGUCUGUAUGCUGAACUGAUCAGAGAACUGGAGCGGCAGGUGGCAGAGUUGAGGAGAGCCCUGGCGUCUCGGGAGGAAGCUGCUGUGCGGCAGGAGAAGAGGAUCCAGGAGCUGGAGCUGGAGAACCGUGAGCUGAAAGCUCUCACCCAGAACUUAGAGGAGCAGAACGACUUCCUGUCCAUCAGGAACAGUGCAGGAGGAGGAGGAGCACCAGCCAGGGUGGUGCUGGGAACGGGACACUCUCUCUUUGAUGUCAAUGAAAACAAUAUUCAGUUCCUCAAAAGCCUGGUGGCAGUGCUGGAGAAUGUCACACCUUCACAGGUCAGUGGUCUGCAGCCACCACAUUCUAUGGAAGAUCAGAGGCACACGCCAGCCACUGUGCCACAUAUCUCACCAGGUUGGACGACACUGAACACAGAACCAGGUGGCUUGUCACCCUGGAUAAAUGCAGGAGAUGGUUCAGGAAGUCCUAUUGGGCUCAGUGAUGCCACCAGCACAUGGGACAACCAUGUACAAGAGACACUGUCUGAUGAGUCACCUGUAUGGGCAUUGCCAGUGGAGGCAGGUGAUGGGGGAAGAAGUCUCUCUCUGACCGGACACUGCAAUGAUGUUAAACAUAUUGUAAGGCGUUCAUUCAGAGGGAACAUUGGGUGGCAUGAAGCAAGACCUGUCUCUCCUUCUCCCAUUGGACAGGAGAAGGGGAGGACAAAGCUGGAACUGGUCCCCAACUCGCAAGUCUAUGUUUCCCACCACCAGCUGGAAGACCUAUCCCAAGUCUCCACCGACAAGCCUAAGCUGAUGACCAGACGCCUGUUGGAUUACUUCUUCUCUCGUGAAACUCUUGCCCGGUCUUCGGCCACUGGACAGCGCAUCGCCCACAACAACAUGACCAUGGAGAAGCCCACCCCAUUGCCGGUUGCUGUUGUAAAUGCUAUCAAAGAGUACGUCACCAAAACUUGUGGCAGAGGCUGCAAUUUCAAUGCAGUGAUCAACAGUAAAUGUGGGACCUCCCGAAGGGCAGUUAAGAAAAUGAUUGACCCGGACUGUCAAAGUGGACCGAAUGGCGUUACAACCACAAUUUUCCAAGAACCCCUCAAAGGGUAGCACAGUAACCCAUUUUGAACCAGGAUGACACAAAUUUGGGUUCCUUCUUGUGCAGCAAUAGUGGCAGAUGGAGAUCAUGGAGACCAGGUUCCUAUGGAUUGAGUCUUAACUUGCCAGUGCAGGGGACAGGGAAGAGAGGAUGGAAUUCGUAAUCUCUCUGUUGGAAAUCUCAGCAAGUGGGACGACCACAGAACUCUUCAUUUCAGGAAGCCUUGAAUGGACGGGAUGAGAACUUGACUCCCAAGUAUUUUCUGAGCUACGUGUUUGCCUAGAACAGUAAAGCAGUCUGAAAACAGAUUUCCCUAUUCUGUUACCUGAGAACCAUAAUUCUAAUUUCUUAUCCACUAGCAUCUCCCAAAAUGGGACCACCUCAUGCCUACUUGUUUUUUAAGUUUACUAGCUCACACUCAGUUUUACCUUCAGCUGCAAACCGUUUGGUGCUACUAGUUUUGUAACUUGCCCACGGUCCUCUCAAUCACCAUUAUUUUAUGAAGGUGGGAAGGUAAGUCAGAUAUCCAUUUAAAAAGUCACCCGCUGGUGGAUAUGAGCUCUCACCCAUUUCCUCUGCAACCCUCAUCUCCUGCAAACUGGUCUAGACAGUCAACCGUGGAAGCCACUUGUUACUGAAGCAAAAACAUGGCAAGACACUAGCUUCUAAUAAAUGUUAUAUUUCUUGUAAAUAAGACAAGUUUCAAACUGGA